This is a messenger RNA of Periophthalmus magnuspinnatus, 719 nucleotides long. It is a transcript of the gene lim2.3, whose product is annotated as lens intrinsic membrane protein 2.3. Gene Ontology annotation, molecular function: structural constituent of eye lens. Lineage: Eukaryota; Metazoa; Chordata; Actinopteri; Gobiiformes; Gobiidae. Gene Ontology annotation, cellular component: plasma membrane. The transcript is spliced from 5 exons. The record is from RefSeq and is a predicted model, not a curated record. Bases 87 to 608 code for a protein of 173 amino acids.
GGGACAUUAUUGGGAUCCUGGGUGCAGUGAUAGCCCAAAAUAUUAAAAUCUUUAUUAUUUAUACAAAAGGAAAAUAGAAAGUGACGAUGUACAGCUUCAUGGGUGGUGGGUUAUUCUGCGCUGGAGUCGGCAACAUCCUUCUGAUCGUCUCCACAGCAACAGACUACUGGAUGCAGUACCGACAUGCAAGCAAUUACAUGCACCAGGGUCUGUGGAGAUACUGCGUGCCCGGGAAGUGCAUGACACACACAGACAGCAUUGCUUAUUGGGAUGCAACACGAGCCUUCAUGAUCCUCUCCCUGCUGGCCUGCUUCAUUGGAAUUGUAAUUGGUAUAAUGGCUUUUAUCCACUACUCAUCCUUUGACAGCUUUGACAAGACAUUUGCAGCCGGCAUCCUCUUCUUCAUCUCUUGCUUCUUUGUGUUGCUGGCAAUGGCAGUAUACACAGGAGUGACAGUGAAUUACUAUGGAAAACGCUAUGGCAGUUGGCGCUUCUCCUGGUCCUAUAUAAUGGGCUGGGUUGCGGUUGUGCUAACCUUCUUCUCAGGUAUCUUCUACAUGUGUGCGUAUCGAAUGCAUGAAUGCCCAAGAAACUCCAACUCACGCUGAGCAGACAAAUCCAAAUCCUGAUGCUAUUGGCCUUAAGGAGUCUUUAUCCCAAAGAACUAAGUACAUGAAAUCUCCUGUUCAACUUAAUAUUUUUAAAGAUACAAAAUAAAA